AUGAAUAUUCUACCAAAAUUGAGUCGUUUUCUUCAAAACAUUGAUCUUUCAAAUACUGAACAAUUUGAAUAUAUCGAAUUAUUUGAUUGGUUAGAAAUGGUUAAUGUUGAUGUUAUUGCACAAAUUUUGGCUAAAAAUUUUUUUCCGAGAUAUUCCCAACACGUUUCCUAUCAAGUUACGAAUCCAGCUAUAACAAUGGCUGAAUUGGAAAGAAUUAAAAAGGGUUAUAUGGAUUGGAAGAAUUUAUUACCAACUGAUAUACAAAAACAUGCACUUGUUAUGAGCGAAUUAAGACAAAUACUUCAAUUAUUAGCACAAUGUCAAAAUCGUUUAACCGGUCAAAAUAUUCCUGGAAUUCAUCAACAGUCAAAACCUCAACCAUUAUCAUCUAUUGGACCUUUUGGUUUACCUCCACCUUCUCCCCAAUUUACUUCUCAAUUACCCCCUUCUUCAUUUAAACAAUUAGUCGAAUCAAGUGCUAUAUCUAAUGGAAUACAAUUUUUCCCUCAAAGAAGUAAAUUUCAUGAUGGAAAGCAAGUUUAUAUGUUUGGAGAUUUUUCUGUUUAUAUGGAUGCAACUGUAUUAUUUUACUAUAGUCCACCAAGAAGGCAAUGGUUACCUGCAAGUUUAAAUGUAUUAUUAGACAUGUGUAGAAGUAAAUAA
Molecule: messenger RNA, 663 nt
Organism: Meloidogyne enterolobii
Lineage: Eukaryota; Metazoa; Nematoda; Chromadorea; Rhabditida; Meloidogynidae
Source: the annotation of a GenBank genome assembly